AUGCCGGUUGCCAAAGGCGCAUUCAGAACGCGUCAGAAAUUCAAGAAAGUUAUAGCCGCUUACGCUAUAUAUACGAAGCGCUCUACAACUUUUCUUGACUUCGUUUUGGGCAUUAAUAGACCUUGUGCACCUUUGGUGGUUGUUUUGACGACCCAAGAGCCAAUCAUGGCCCAGUAUUGGCCAAAUGCCGGUUGCCAAUGGCGCAUCCAGAACGCCUCAGAAAUUUCAGAAAGUUAUAACCGCCUACGCUAUAUAGACGAAGCGCUGUACGACUGUACAACUGACUUCGUUUGGGGCGUUAAUAUACCUUAUGUACCUUUGGUGGUUGUGUUUUUUUUGACGUGA
Messenger RNA from Opisthorchis viverrini, 345 nucleotides. RefSeq lists its product as hypothetical. Lineage: Eukaryota; Metazoa; Platyhelminthes; Trematoda; Opisthorchiida; Opisthorchiidae. The record is from RefSeq and is a predicted model, not a curated record. The coding region runs from base 1 to 345 and encodes 114 amino acids. The transcript has 2 exons.